Molecule: messenger RNA, 1962 nt
Organism: Punica granatum (pomegranate)
Lineage: Eukaryota; Viridiplantae; Streptophyta; Magnoliopsida; Myrtales; Lythraceae
Source: RefSeq, a predicted model, not a curated record
ACCUAGUCAUUUAUAUAUAUAGACAUAUAUCCCAUCUUAGCAAGUACAGCUCAAGAUAAUUCCACGGAAGAUGGUCUCAUUCAUCAGCACGACCCUCCUCCUCCUCCCGAUUCUCCUUGUCCUAGUGGCAAAACUCAGAUGCAAACAAACGCAUCGAAAUAUCCCUCCCGGGAGCUCGGGAUGGCCGAUCCUUGGUGAGUCGAUCGAGUUCCUCCGUACCAACUCGGAGGGUGCCCCCGAGAAGUUCAUUCGUGACCGAGUCGAGAAGUAUGGUUCGCAUGUCUUCAGGACCUACCUGCUGGGGGAGCCGAUGGCAGUGCUAUGCGGACCAGCAGGAAACAAGCUCCUGUUCUCGAAUGAGAGCAAGAAGGUGGCGCUGUGGUGGCCAGCCUCAGUUCAGCGGCUGAUCGGGCCGUCACUGAUCAGCAAGUCCGGGGAGGAAGGGAGGGUCCACAAGAAGAUGCUGAUGAGCUUCUUCAACAUGGAGGAGCUGGUGAAGUGUAUUCCCACCAUGGACGACGUGACUCGCCUCCACCUCGCCACUCAGUGGCAAGGUAAUGAGGAACUGAAGGUCUACCCGACCAUAAAACAUUACACAUUCGAGCUAGCGUGUCGACUCUUCAUGAGCAUCACUGAACCCAACCUCAUUUCAAGGCUCUCCUCCCACUUCAAAUUAUUCCUCAAAGGAGUGAUUGCGAUCCAUCUCAACCUUCCGGGAACCCGCUUCUACCAUGCCGUGAGAGCUGCUGAUGCAAUCAGGAGGGAGCUCCGGGAGGUCAUGAGGCAGCGAAGGGUGGACUUGGAGAAGGAGGAGGCUUCUCCUACCCAAGAUAUCCUGUCGUAUCUGCUCGCUAAUGCAGAUGAAAACGGGAAGUUCAUGCCCGAGGUAGAGAUCAUAAACAACAUGCUGAAUCUGCUCUUUGCGGGCCAUGACACUAGUAGCUCGACCAUAACCUUGGUCAUUAAGUAUCUUGCCGAGCAGCCUCGGGUCCAUGAAAAAGUCCUCGCAGAACAAAGGGAGAUUUCAGCAUCAAAGUCGCCUGGAGAGUUCCUUAAUCGGGAAGAUUUGAGAAGAAUGAAAUAUUCAUGGAAUGUUGUGUCUGAAGUCAUGAGGAUGACUCCUCCGAUCACCGGUUCGUUCAGAGAGGCCUUGGUCGAUAUCGAGUUUGAAGGCUAUACCAUCCCCAAAGGCUGGAAGCUGCUGUGGAGUUCUGCCUUCACGCACAAAGAUCCGAAUUUCCACCCGAAACCAAUGGAAUUUGAUGAAUCGAGGUUCGAGGGAUCCGGGCCUCCCCCCUACUCUUAUGUACCUUUCGGAGGAGGACCAAGAAUGUGCCUGGGAAAAGUGUUUGCCCGUCUCGGGAUCCUUGUCUUCCUGCACAAUCUCAUCCAUCGGUUCGACUGGGACCUGUCGAUUCCGAAUGAAAAGAUAGUGUUUGAUCCGAUGCCCACUCCGGAAAAUGGACUCCCUGUCCGUCUCCGGCCCCGAAAUUUUUCCGGUUAAUCCCAUGCAAAGAUCAAUUUGGUUUCCAAGAGUGACUUAAAUGGUUUUAUCUUAAGUAUGCAUGCUUCUAGAUGAGCCACAUGAAGGGAUUCCCAUUCCAUCUACUGAAAUUUGAUUAGUUAAUGUACUAUAUUGCGUAGAAUUAACUAGUAAAAAAUGUUCUAAUAAUUAAAAAAGGAGUGCAAUGACAUAUAUGCCCUUUCUUAGAAUUAAAUUUUGGUGUGUUUGGUUUUAGAGUUAAGUAGAGUUGAGUUUUGAUUUUAAUAUUGUGCUUGGUUUUAGAGUUGAGUUGAGUUGAGUUUUGAUUUUAAUUAGGUUGUAAUAAGUGUGUUAUUGAAUUAUGAGAAAAAAUGUGAAAAAGUAAUGAAUAGUUGAGAUAAUUUAGUAUUAAAAAUUGAAUUGAGUAUAAUAGAGUUGUAUGUGGAUUUAUGUAUGGAGCCCACCUUUUUUACUUUGAA